CAAAUAUCAGUUUGAUAUCGCGCAGUUUGAUUCGCCGUGACGUGGACGCCUUAAGGCGGGGCUUGGCUGGGAGGGGGUGCCGGGCGCGAUGCUCGCCAUACCAUUCCGUGCGAGCGUAGCCGUCGCUCGUGUGAAGUGCCCGUGCGUCUCGUGUCCGUGUCCUAUGUCCGUGCGCGUGUGAGGGUGUGAGCACGUGCCAGUCCCCCUGAGUGGCUUAUUCGUCGUCUCGUGCAGAGAAGCCGCCAAGAUUCGGGUGAAGAACCGCGAGCCGGUGCCGGCGUACGCCAUGGCGGACGCCGACCGCGAUUCGGACCUUGGCGAUGACAGCCCAGUGUCCGCGCGGUCAGAAGGGGAGUCUUCAGGGGAGCAAUCUUGCGAGAGCUCAGACGAGGGGGUGGGUCGGGACGCGCCCGCUCCCCUCCAGCACCCGCCCAACCAGCCGCACCCACAUCAACCCCAUCAGCCUCACCAGUCGCCCCAACUACACCAGCAUAAUAUGAACCAUCACCCGGUUGUGACGCACCCAUCACUCGGCAACCACCAACUCAAUCACCAUCCGAGGAAUUCGCCUAGACCGCAUGAAAGGGAACUCAAAGUUCGUGAUGACUUCGAGUCCCUGAAAUCGUCACUCCACCCGCACCUCUCUUCGCUGGCGUCGUUGGCCCAAGGCGCGCCCCUUUCGACGCCAAGCAGCGUGUUCGCGUUGGCCGGUGCGGGGCCAACGGGAGGGUUUCCGUACGCCCCGCCGGCCUUUCUGGCCCCAGCGCCGCCACCACCGGCUCAACCUGCUGGGUCAGCGUCGUCAUCAUCGUCAGAGGGCAGCGCGGCGGGAUGGAGCUUCGAAGAACAGUACAAGCAGGUCCGUCAGUUGUACGAAAUCAGUGACGAUCCACAGAGGAAGGAAUUCCUCGACGAUUUGUUCUCCUUCAUGCAGAAGCGAGGAACUCCUAUCAACAGAUUACCGAUCAUGGCCAAGUCUGUUCUGGACCUCUACGAGUUGUACAACCUGGUGAUCGCACGCGGGGGCCUUGUAGAGGUCAUAAACAAGAAGCUCUGGCAGGAAAUCAUCAAGGGCCUCAGACUGCCUUCUUCCAUCACAUCUGCUGCCUUCACACUUCGCACACAGUAUAUGAAAUACCUGUACGACUAUGAGUGCGAGAAGAAGAAUCUCUCUACAAGGAGUGAGUUGGAUGCUGCCAUAGAAGGAAACAAAAGGGAAGGUAGACGCGCUUCGGGACAGUACGACGCACAAGCGGCUUUAGCUAUGCAUUCCUUCCAGCCCCCGCUGAACCGCGUGCCGGCGUCGCUCGCGCAGCUGUCCCAGCACAUGCAGCCGCUGUCUCUUUCCCUCGCGGGCGUGGGAGGAGUUCCGCGGCUCCCCCCGCUGCCUCCACACGCCCCUCAUCUUUCGCAACACGACCUCGAGUACCGCGUGCGAGAGUACAUGAAGAUGAUACAGCAACAACGAGAGCUUAUGAGGAACGGUUCAGAAUCCCCGCCCGGCUCGAACGCGCCCGCGCCCAUAAUGUCGCCGCGCGACGCCGCCGCCCUCAGUGCCAUCGACGUGUCCCGCUUGACUCUGUGGUCCCUAUACAACAAUAACAACAACAACAGUCCACAGCCAGAACUAGAGCCACAACGGUACGUGUCUAGCGAGGCGUUGAACCUCAGCGAGAGCCCCAACUCGAGCGGCAGUGGCGGCAAGCGCGAGGCGUGCAGAUCCCCCCCGCCGCCCGCCAAGCGCCGCACGCCACGCCCCCCCUCCCCCGCCGCCCGCCCCGAGCCCGCGCACCCCCACCACGUGUCCGAGCCGCGCUGCCCACCGCCCGCGCAGCUCAACGGCGCGCCACCGCCCAACGGCGUUAACGGCGCCGCCUUCAAGAUCACCACCAGGGGUGAUGCAAGCACAGGCGACCAGCAACUAGUCGUCUCGAUAGAGCUGAACGGUGUGACAUACGAAGGUGUCUUAUUCCCAUCACAGAACGGGAACGGACAGAACGGUCACAGGCAAAUGGUGUCUUAAGUCUAGCGCUGUAAAGUUCAUUAUCGUUCUAUUUCUUCAGUCCCGGAUCACGUGCAUAGAGAGAUUUAUAAAAUACAGUUUGGUAGCGAAUUGUCUAUGUUUGAGAGUUCCGAGCGAGCAGGAGAGGGGAUAUGUGCUUAUUGAUUGUAAGGAUUUUUUUAUGUAAAGAAUUUGACACAAAUUCGAUACUGCUUGAAAGUAUUAUAAGGUGUUCGUAUUAAAAUUUCAAUGUAUUGACUCGCAGGACCAACACUUUCUUCAAAGUCAUCCUGUCGCUUUUUCUGUUCUCCUCUUUUGGACACAGGCAAAUUGUUCGCUAGCUCACUGUUAUUAUUUCAGGUUAGGUUUAUGUCUAAUACAUAGAUUAAAAACUUGUUAAUCCCAGGACACUGGCGAAUUUUGCUGACGACAAAUUUAAUACAAUCCCUAUUUUAUUGAAGUGGGCUUGGUUGGCCUGUAUAAAUAACUACUUAGAUUAAAACAAAAAGGGAAGAUACGGCACUCGCGGCUCAAAAAUGAUCCGCUUUAAUUGUGCUGCUUGACCACAAUUCGCUUUAGACACAAUUGGACAUUCAAACACGCUGCAAGUGCACUCAAUAUAACAAUAUUGGGUAUAUUCUAUGUCAUAAAUAUAAAACAAUGCCUUCGAUGCUUUACUAAAGAACACAAAUAGUCCGAAAUCAAAUAACAAAUGCCUCGGCAACACUUUUCAAUCGUAAAACUGUAAAAACAUUUUUUUCUCAAAAAUCGCGGUUUGUCGUGAAUGUUGUUUACGUAAUCGCCAUUUUGUUAUCAAGAAAAGGACAACAAUACAGCUCAGCCGUACGGACUCGGAAGCGGAUUCGUCGGUCCGCUCGCGCUGCCUUGAAGCGUACAGUUCUGUUUCGCUCGCGCGAUCGAAUAAGUGGGCGUGUGUGAGAGUUGCUUAUGCAGUUGAGUCGGAUCAUAUUUUAUUUGAUGCUAGUAUGAGCGUACCGUAUUUUCCCUUUUUGUUUUAAUCUAAGAAUAACUAUUUGGUUUAAAUUUUUUUUGGGGCAUAGUUAAAUUAUAUUACUUAUAUUUUUUAACUAAUAUCUGACGAUUUUUGUUACACCUUAAUACUUCGUGCGCUAAUAUAAAUCUAUGUUUAACGGUAGAUAUAAACCCAGCCUAAGCGCCAACAUUGAAACACAAUGAUCUCAAAACCUGUAUAGGUAUUGGGACUAACAAACAUACUUAAAUACUUUUAUCAAAACUCGAAUUAUUUUAGUACAAAUUCCGUUAUCAAAAUCGUCAUCGAUUCUCUUAAACGUGAUUUAAGGUUUACGCACACAUACCAGCGCGAAAACUUGUCGUUGCCACUUCAUCUCGAGCUGUCAAUAUAUUAAAAAUUUGGUAUAAAAAUUCUACUACAACGCACAUUCACAAAUCAUUCAUGGCUUUGCUUUGCCUCUGGACGAGUUCGGUUUGUUAUGAGGGAGUGUCGUUUUGUUUCUACGAUGGUUAUGUGUGUUUUAACCUCAAGUUUGCUCCUAAUUCGCAAAAUUUAUUCAUAACCUUCUUAUUUUUAUAUUAAUUCACUGCCUGUAGGGACAAGAGAAGGAUCGCAUAGUUUCUCUAUGGUUCCGGAAGGAUUUUUGUAUAUUGUUUUAAUAAAAUGUGUCAUGGACUCAUGACAAAUGACGGCGUUCUGUAAAUAUAGUUUUAAAUUUACGUAUUUAUAAAUUUGAUAUGUUUCGAUCGUGUGAUAGUCGAGAUGAGUGUUCGUUUGUUUUUUAAUGAUGUGGCUGUACAUUUCUGUAAAUAUUAAAAGAUUUUUGUGUAACGUGUUUUUUAUACACCGAUAGUAUGUUUGUGAUUGAGUUAUUACGAGAUGUAUAUUUUAAAAUGUCGGCGAUGUCAGUAUUGUAUUUAGAUGUAGGUCUAUCUAUUUAUCAUACACAGCCUGUGUUGCGAGAUUUUAUUUUAAACACGUGAAAUAUUAAAGAUUGUUUUUUGGUUAUUCUUUUUAUUCAAAAAAUCAGCCGGUUUUAUUAGGCUAACUAAAUGUUUGUGCUAGUUGAUGAUAUUUCACAAAAAAUAUCUUUUGCGCUCAGCAUCAUUAUUAUUUUCACCAAUCAGUAAAAAAAAAAAUUGAUCUGUUCAUUAAGAAGCAAUUCUCGAAUAACAAAUAAAUGUAGGUAAUAAUUAUUUCACACGCCCAAUUAUAGAUAAUCUUGAAUUAUUUUUCACAAUAUCAAUCGUUAGAAAAAGCCAUCAUAGUUUUAAAUAAUUUAAGAGUUAGUGUAAGAUUGAGUUCUUGUAUGUGUAUUAAAUAGUUAAAAAAAUUGCAAUCUUUACAUUCUCGCAUUUAAACAAAAGAAUAAUAAUGAUUUGUUUGUGAUAACGAUUGUUUGUUUUGUGACUAUAUCGACGAUAUAAAUAUGCCAUCAUUUAUCUUAUUAUUUUUUUAACACAAUGCAUUUUUUUAUUUUCUCAAAAGUACAUCAAAAAAUAAAUAAUAGCCUUCGCACCUUAGAUUAAAUUAAUCUAGGCCUCGCACCAAAGAACUGCUUUUCAUUUUUAUCACAAUUACAACAAACAUACAAAGGGUUUUAUUUUAAUUUUUAAACAGAUCAAUUCAAUAAUAUGAUUUCCCAACUCCAAUGUUUUUACACAAUUUAUUUAGGUUAAGUUAUAUAAUAGUGCAAUAAGCAAUAUCCAAAAUAAAAAAAAACUCCAAAUUAAGAAAAAAAUGUGCAGCUUGGUUUAUGACUAUAAUAUUUGUAAACCGCGUUUUGAUAAUGUUGUAAAAAUUAGAAAGAUGCUUUGUAAAUGACUGAUUUAAUGUUUUUUUAAUAAACUAGUUAAUUUAAAAUAUUUAAUGUUAAAUGUAACUUGUAUAAAACAUUUUUCGAUCUUAAUAAUUGAAGUUAAGUAGAGUAGCAGUAGGAGAGUAGUACAUUCCUGAAAAUGUACAAUUUAUAUAAGUUAAACAAUAAUGAUUACUGUUGGCCUAUAGCACCAAUAGUCUUGGUCAGCUAAUGCGGUAGCGAAUUUCAUAUUACACCAAAAAUUUUUGAUGUAUUCAAAUAAUUAUACAUGAAUAAACAAUAUGUAAUACGGAACUAUGCUUUCAUUUAUUACUUUCCUUCACCAAC
Molecule: messenger RNA, 5142 nt
Organism: Chilo suppressalis (striped riceborer)
Lineage: Eukaryota; Metazoa; Arthropoda; Insecta; Lepidoptera; Crambidae
Source: the annotation of a GenBank genome assembly